AUGGCUGCCAAAAGAAAGGAGAAGAUUGAGAAUGACACAAGAACAUUGAUCAAGCUUAUUACAGGAUUUCAGGUGAAUAAUAGUUAGUUAAUGUAAACCAUAAUAAAGACAUCAAAUAUUUGUAGUUACACAGCUUUAUGAAAACUGCUGUUAACAUGAUUUAUUAAUUUGAAUUGAUAACUCAAGUAGCAUUGUUACUCGAGGGUCAGCAAACCAUGGUCUGUCGAUCAAACUUGGCAUAUGGAUCCAUUUUUGCCUGUGGAUCAAACCUGGCAUGUGAAUCCAGCCUUGCCUAUGGAUCAAACCUGGCCUGUAGAUCAAACCUGGUCUGUGGAUCAAACCUGGCCUGUGGAUCAAACCUGGUCCGUGGAUCAAACCUUGCAUGUGGAUCAAACCUUGCCUGUGGAUCAAACCUGGCUUAUGGAUCAAACCUGGCCUGGGUAUACUGCAACUGUAUAUGGGACUUCUUUAGCUUUAAAUUCAUGGGAAAUGGGAUGGGCCUCUUCUGUUUCCUAACAUAGUUUUGAUUUGGUAGCCUUUCCCGGUCCCAAUCGACAUACCAAAAAUUGACCACCCCAUUAAGCGCCAUGUCUUCUUUAAUUAAAAUUCCAACACCUGUUCAUGGCAAAGUUUUAUUUUUACUUGAACUUAUAUAUGUCUAGUUUUAAAGGUGUCAAAAUAUAUAAUUCUAUGAUACCACAAAGUGAGGUAUGUAAGUUACCAAAUUGACACCCCAUCCCUUUAUAUUAUCAUGCAUACAUCAUUCUAAAACCAACAUUUGACACAUGAAAUAUUGGAAUAUCAUAUUUUCUUAUAUUUUUUAGGAAGGACAUUAUCCUGCUAAUAUCAAAAAUAUCAUUUUCUCAGGAAAAGAGUGAAAACUUUCACCUUUGUUUGACUUUUGCCGAAUCAAACUUCAAGUACCACAGAUUUCUCACACCCGACAGUCACAAGAUCCACAGAAUUAUUAAUGGGUAAGCCAGUGGUUAGGAUUGAGAUGAGUAUUGUUUUGUCUGAUGGUUGAAUCAUUCUCUGAUCUUACGCAUCGUAACUGAAGGACUUGGUUUUAUAUUCCACCCGACUAAUAUUUAUUUGUGUUAAAUGUCAAACCCUUUUUAUCAUGACUAUAGUUAAAAACACUUUUGCUUUUAAGAAGCUUUCUGUGGAUGAUUGAGGUAUGAUCCCGCUAAUUAAUAUUUUAAAUUCACGGAGCACACGAAAGGGAUAGUUAAUUAACAGUAUUAACAGAAUUUUGUUUAAAGUCCAUUAUUUUUCUUAACUUUUUAGACUUUGUGAAAAAUUUGAAGUUCACUCACAGAAACAGAAGGCAACUGAUUUACAGGAGCUGACCUCUGCUUUCUUGGAACAGCCAGGUCUUGAUGGUAGAGAAACUGGCAAGGUAAUUGAUUCUUAUUGUUGUAUAUGUUGUAAAAUGCGACCAAUAAUAAUUUAUUAUGAUUUUUGGUAUUCCUAUAAAUUGUGUUCUUCUACCUCUGGAUCACAUGACUCCAACAAUAAAACAGGCUGUAAAAUUUAAUCAAUUAAAUUUAUUAUUUAUUUCCCUUGAAUUACAACUCUUAUAAUUUGGUAUUUAUAUAUAGAAUUAAAAAUCAACCUUUUUUUUUUUCAAUAAACAAAUAAUAUCAGUUUAAAUAUAAUGCGAAAAUGCAACACAUAAUCAGAAAAGUAUCUGGUAUCCUUCUAUUUUACUGCUCAUUAAUUAUCAUAUAAAAUAUUUGUCUUUUUAAUUCAUAUUAAUCAAUAUUCAAUACACAAACAUUUUCUGAUAAAAAUAUAGUUCUCAUCGCCAUAACAGUGAAUAUUUGUUUUAUAGAUAAAUGAAAUUCGUUGGCAUUAAGACGUUAUAAGUUAUAGAUUGAUGAGAUUUGAGGAGAAAAAAAAGAAAAGCUAUCCCCUGAUUUCCAGAGUAUCAAUUGGAGAAAAUUUUUCUUUCUUUAGACCGAUGUCCAUUACGCCUUACUAUCGCUGCUGUUAGAAUUGGCCUGUUCUCCUAUUAAGACAGAGUUUGAACGGAAACAAAAACAUGUUGUGCCAGGUGAGUGAAAGGAACAUUCAGGGGGGGGGGUUGUUAUCACUGAACAUUUCAGGGUCUUGUUACCUGUGAACAUUUAACAACUUUCAGGUUAUCAUUUCAUUUCCAAUAUCAUAAAUAUUAAUUUUUUUUUUAUAAUAAUUCCUUUUAAAUUGUUUUUUUUUCUAUUUUAUUUUACCACUUUAUAUUAUGUCAAUAAUUUAAAAAAAGAAUUAAAACAAAUUUGUAUGUUAUUUUAUGAUAAAAAGUGUCAUUUAGAUAAUUUACCGUUUUUAUCUCUACAGAGGAAGCUGACAACUUUGACUGGAAGAGUUACUUGUUAAAUGACUUAAAUCUGAACUUUAUAUCUUAUGCUGUAAGUGUCGUCUCUGUUUUGGCCUUAUAAAUGUGCCAGGUUGAGUAAAAAAAAAAACAAGAAAUGUAGUUGCCAGGAAAUGUUGCCAACUCAAAACAUUAGGUUACUGUAUUCAAUAUCUUCAAGAUUUUUAGUUUUCAUUAGUUUCAAGGGUGACUUUAAAAAAGGGCUUGUUUUUAUAGGUUGGGAUGUUAUUUAAAGUUUUUAAUUUUCUGGAUGAUUUUUUUUAGGAAUCAAUAUAAAUUGGUAGGUACAAAAUUCAUUAGACUAUUUUAAUGUCUAGAAAUAUAAAAUAUUCUUUGCGUCAUGUCACAUGACAGAGCUUGCCUACUCAAUGUUAAAAGUAAGUCACCCAAUGGUCAUCUAAAAGCUUACUACUUUAAAACUAAUAUGAUCUGUUGAACUUUCUUUAGUCAAGUAGCAGUGAUGAAGAUGAGGUCAGCGAAGCCUCAUCAUCUGAUGAGGAACAACAACUUGAUAAAGCUGACAUACACAGGUAAUUUGAGACCUAUAUGUUGUACUUAGGAGUAAUGAGAAACUUGUAACAGAGAAGUACAUUUAGUCUGUCUAGUUUUGUAGCGAGGCGCACCUGGACUUUGAUUCCAGCUAAAUGGGGGGGGGGGGGGGGGCUUUACAGGCUCACAGCCUCUCCCUCAUCGGUUCAACUUUGCCUCCUCAGCCCCAUGGACAGGUCAGGCUCUAAUCAACUGUCAUUGGUAUCAUGAUGACCUGGGUAGUCUAAAUUGAGUCAGUCCCAAGCUAGUUGAUUUGGGUUCAAUUCCCAGCAGAAUCAAAAACUUCACCAUCGUCCAGGGUGGAUGGGAAUUGUUAACCUUGGACAGCAACUCAUCUAAGAGAAGAUUAAUCAGACACAAACAGUUUGUGUGAAUAAAAGUUCAGCUUUAACAAGAUCAUACAGAAUACAAAUGUAGGCAAAUGCUUUCAUCAGUAAAAAAAACCUUCAUUUACGUAUAAAUUAAAUUUACAUAUAUAUAUAUACACAUGGACCCUACCUAAAAAAGGAAAGAAAAGAAUAAGAGUUGGCGUAAGACACUGAAAAGAACAAAGGUCAGAGGAACGGAAAGGAAGUGGGUGGUAUAAAAUUUUAAAACCAAACAGGAGAAAGGCACACAAGCUAUGCCAAAUUGUGAAUCUGGUUUUUAUCAUAUGGAGCCAACGUACCAAAUCUUUUAAAUAUUUUUUUUUCCAUACAAUUUCUAUCGGAUGUAACACAUGGUGUAACACACGGCAUAACACAUGGUAUAAAACACGAUGUAACACACAAUGUAACACACAGUGUAAAACAUGGUGUAACACACAGUGUAAAACAUGGUGUAACACGAUGUAACACACCAUGUAACACAUGGUGUAACACACGAUGUUACACACAGUGUAACAUGAUGUAACACAUGGUGUAACACACAGUGUAACACACGAUGUAACACAUGCUGUAACACACGGUGUAACACGAUGUAACACACGAUGUAACACAUGGUGUAACACACGAUGUAACACAUGAUGUAACACACGGUGUAACACAUGAUGUAACACACGAUGUAACACACGGUGUGUAGUGAGGGACAUAGAACUUUAUUUAUGCCUGAAACCAAAAGGGAUAUCAUUACUAUCAUGGGCGCAGACAGGGCCCCCCCCCGUGGGCUGUCUUGAGAAUAUGCCAGAGCACUAUGGAGCCCCAGUGAGGCUCUUUCACUGCUCUCAACUUGCUCAACAUGGUCUGUAGUUUGCGUUAGUCAAAAGAAUAUAAAAGUCUUAAUUAUUAAAUAAAUUCCUCAUUUUUCUUUGAGGUACAAAUAAUUUAAUUGUGCUUACAAAAAAAUUGACAAACUUCAUCUUGUAAAUGAUUUAUAAAAAAUUUUGUAUGUGCAUGAAAUAAAAGCAGCAAGUUUUUUAUUUUUUUAUUGCAUUUAAAUUUAGUUGUAAUUCCUUCCAGUAGGCAGCAGUCUCUCUCAACCCAUGGUUCAGACCACCAGGCGCCCUCACAGGUCUUACCCUCUAGCGAGGCGAAAUUAUAUGACAACCCGCUCACCGGAGACGAGUGCACAAAGCUGGAGCAAGUCCUGGUGGUGGAAUAUUGGAAGGGAAAAGGGA
Lymnaea stagnalis (great pond snail) is the source of this 4517-nucleotide messenger RNA. NCBI's taxonomy places the organism in Eukaryota, Metazoa, Mollusca, Gastropoda, Lymnaeidae. The record is from the annotation of a GenBank genome assembly.